UUUGACGUCUCGUUUUGGUCAGCGAACGGAAGUCGCGCACUGCAGUCCGUUUCCAGAGCGCUACGCUUUAUAUAUCCUUGUUAUCCUUAGUGUCGCGUGUAACGGUUUCUGUGCCAUUCAAAACGCGUUCAGUUUCAAUCUCGGUCCAAGUGCGAAUUACGUGACCGUCCUUCGUCCCAUUGUCAUCAAUUUUGCGCUCUAAUAAAAUUAUUGCUUGCGUCUUACCAUUCCAUUCGCCGCAAAUACUUUUAAUCAGCUUAAAUUUAAAAAUCAAACCGCACAUCGCUCGCAUCCUGGGACUUACGAUUUUGGCGGCCGCGCGACUCAAAUUCUUUUACACCGUCGGUUAAUUAAAAGUCAGCGUCAGACCCAAACGCCGACGGAAUGAAGCUCGUGGUUUAUGUCUAUGUGUCCAUGAUUGUGCUGGGCGUUCAGGCCUGGCCCACUGUGAAGCGCUCCUUUGAGCUAUAUCCAGCCGCGGCAAUGCCCUACAACGAGCACAGGAUUGCAGAUUGCAUGCAUGUUGCCUCCGAGCCAGGUGAUUACAUCUUCAAGAAAGCAGCGCUACCGCCGCCGUUCAAUUUCAAUAGAGAUGAGGCGUUGUUUGAGCUGGAUGCGGUCGCCGGUGACCAGUUGGAGGCAGCAGCAGCAGCUGCAGCUGCCGCAGGGUCCGUUUGCGGUCUCUAUGUGAUUGGCGAACCAGACACGAUUGUGGAAAUAACCAUGAAGCACUAUGACGUCAAUUGCGAGUCGGGCGGUCUAAUGGCGUUUGUGGAUGGCUGGGAGCUAAAUGGUGAAUACUUUCCGGCAGUAAAGGACCAUCAUCGUGUGCUCGAGGAUCGUGUCUACGAGUUCUGCAACAACAACAAGCAAUGGCCACGCUUCAGCAAUAAGAAAUUCUUCCGCUCCAGCCAGAAUGCUGCACUGCUGCAGUACCGCAUACCCACACGUGGCUCCUUCGUGGCCAACGUGCGCUUCCACAAGAUUACACAGCCUUGCAACAUACUUGUCCAGGACACCGCCGCCGUUUACAAGAUGUCCAACUAUGGACACGCCCGCAACUGCACUUUAUCCGCACUUUUUCCGGCCGCCGUCUCUCUAGGAUCUCUGCGUAUUGGCAGCAAGGCCGUGCGUGCCCAGGAGAAGGUCAACUAUGAUUGUCACCUGUUCGAGGAUCGUUUAGAGAUUGGCGGCUCCGCUGGCCUCGAUACCACCGGCAUGGAGCUGGCCAGUGACGUGUGCGGCGCCACCAAUGAGCUGGGACCCGAGCAGGCUGUCUUCUGCGGCGUGACCAGUGUGCGCUUGGUGUCCACGGGCCGCUACCAGAACCAGGCAGCCGUUAUCAUACGCAAGGCCGACGAGCACGAUCUGGACAUUGCCACGCUGCUGUGUGCACUCUAAGCGGCAAACUUUAUGGAUGAUAACAGGGACGAGUCCGGCACAAUGAUUACAAUUUCAUGUUUGUAAAUAUGUAUGUGGUUGGAUAUGUAUGUACAAAGGCAGGAGUAAAGACAACCCCAACCCAUUCAGCUUGGAUUCUAUUGUAGCGCUUAAUCCAAUCCAAGCACAAAGUAUUCACCCAUGCCAAACUAAAUAGCGAAAAACCCAAAAAGAAAUUUUAUGUAAUUAUAUGUGUAUAUCAA
Molecule: messenger RNA, 1643 nt
Organism: Drosophila novamexicana
Lineage: Eukaryota; Metazoa; Arthropoda; Insecta; Diptera; Drosophilidae
Product: corticotropin-releasing factor-binding protein
Exons: 7
Coding region: 385-1401 (338 amino acids)
Biological process (GO): negative regulation of corticotropin secretion; hormone-mediated signaling pathway; negative regulation of corticotropin-releasing hormone receptor activity
Molecular function (GO): corticotropin-releasing hormone binding
Source: RefSeq, a predicted model, not a curated record